AAAUGUCCUGAAAAAUUCUACAGAAUCAGAACCUUUCUAUAAAUGGCUUUAAGGUCAACCUUCACAAGUACCCCGCAAAUGUCAGCUGCAUCCAGCGUAGACGUUGACGAGAGUUAAUUAGGAACAAUUAGUAGAUCCUCCUGCCGAGAGUCUCUAGAUUACCUUUCCUUCCUUCCCUCCCCUCCUGCUGCUGCUGCUACUGCAGAGUCCAGCACUGCCGUGUGUGUGUAGCAGGGAAAGAAAUGAGAGAUGAGUCCCGGGCUCCCUUUUCUUCCCCCUCCUUCGCAGAGCGGUGCAUUGUGGAGGUAACCAUUGAGGAAGCAUCCUCUAGCGCUGUCCUGGACCGGGAGCUGUCCAAGGUGCUACUUCUCCGGGCAGUUCCUGCAAAACACACGCCUUUCUUCUAUUCGCUCGCCUGCCCGCCUCUGUCUGUCUCUUCCACGUAUUUCCGUAUAUCCCCUCAGUACAUUGUUCCACUGGCAGGAGAAGACCAUGGUGUUUGCUCCAGGGGAUAAACCUGGAAAUGAAUAUGAAGAUGCAAAGCUUCAGAAUGCCAGCAAACAGAUAGUGCAUACUGCCAUUCAGCAGGCCGUACAACAGCUCUCCCAGGAGAACCAGCAAAAGGCCAAGGGAACAAACAGCAGUGUCAACCUACAGCUCGAAAGAGGGGAGUUAACCAAGAAGCAUGAAAAGAAGUAAAAGGUCACCAAGGCUGCUCUUGGAUCAUCUGGUCUGCUGCCUUCUUAGUAUCCGCUGUCUCACCAGCACAGCACUACUACAGAAAAACAAACCAAAGUGUAAUCAGCACAUAGUGAUACAUGUAUACAAUUGCAAUAUGCCGCAGCUGAGAAAUAGGGUUUUAAGUGCAUUAGGCCAUGUAACAAAUAUUUAUGCAGUGCCUCUUAACAUGUAACAAAACAAUGCUGUGGCUACUGAAAUUAUGUCAGAUUCAAACCUUUUGUAGAGUACAGUUCAAGAUUUAGAACACAUUCUUGUAUUUUCCUGUACAUCAUCGGUGUCUGUUUGGAUAGCAAUCUUUGCUGAAAUUCCAGCUUCCUAGGAAUCCACCAUACUAAUGACACACACAAUUGGAAGAUGUACUUUCAGAUUCCUCAAAGUGGGGUGGGGGGUGGGGGGAAGGCAGCAAUACAAUAGGGAUUAGAACUAGCUGCGAAUGAGCUGGAUUUAAUCCAUUAUGCUUUAACUCACUGAUUUCACCUCUUGCUCUUUUAACCAGCUCUUCAAGAUGUGAAUUGAAUAAACAAAAGAAAGUUUGGUGCCACCAAGUCCCACUAUACUGAAUGAAACCUAAAUUAAGAGCAUGAUCUAUUUCCUGCUGGAUAAAACUAGUGGUCCAUCUAGUCCAGCAUAUUGUUUUGGUGGCCAACCACAUGCCCUGUAAGGCCAAUGGGGCACAGAGGCCACAGAAUCCACUUGAUCCUUCCUAACACUGGCAUUCAGAGGUUUGCUGCCAGUGCCUUUACAAAUGGAGGUUCCCUUUAGUCACCCUGACUAGUAGCCAUUGAUGUAUCUUUCUUCAUGAAUUUGUUUAAUCCCCUUUAAAGUCAUCUGCGUUCGUGAAUAUUGUUACAUCCACUAGUGCAAUUCACAAUUCAGUUGCUCAUUUAGCAAAGCAGUUCUUCCUUUCCAUGUCUUUCAGUCAGAGUUAAGAACAUGGUACAUUCCACUUUUUACUGGGUUGGUUAUCUUUGUGUCCAAAGUUAAUAUUUCUGUUCACAUGCAUUUAGACUUACAGUUGCUAGUACCAUCGGAAGUUCUAGUGCAUUCAUCCACCUGCACAAUGAACAGUUGAUUUGAAUGAGGCUUCUGUAAGGAAGAUUCACUGUGGCCUCUGCCCCAGACAUUAAGAGGUGAACAAAGAUAAACAACUACCUUUGUGACAUGUGAAUGUGAUGUUGUGAGCAGAUUGCAGAAUACUCUGUAGGAACUUCCUGUGGGGCUGAUUCACAGCUAAUUUGCCCACCUGCAAAUAUUAUCAUUGGCUUCAAUCAAGUAGCUCCAAUGUGCUAUUGGAGUUUCAUGCAUAAAGUGUUUUCUUUUCCCAUGAAAACAGGAACUCUCUGUGCUAUGAAAACAAAGAUAAUGAGAGGUCAAUGCAUGAACUUCAGAUUUUGCUCAUUAUAUACAAUAAAAGUAAUCCAAAGGGGGAACUCUGAGCUUUGUAUCUUCUAUUAAUCCACAAAAGCCUUCCAGGCUGUGUUAUAUAUCCUUAUAUGCAGUUCUGCUGAAAGACAACUAUAUAUUAAAGUACCAUCUCAAAGGCUGCUUGAAUGUUUCAGAAUAAAUAAAUACAAACAAAA
Molecule: messenger RNA, 2321 nt
Organism: Sphaerodactylus townsendi
Lineage: Eukaryota; Metazoa; Chordata; Lepidosauria; Squamata; Sphaerodactylidae
Gene: AKAIN1
Product: A-kinase anchor inhibitor 1
Exons: 2
Coding region: 493-699 (68 amino acids)
Source: RefSeq, a predicted model, not a curated record